CUCGCUCGGGCAGAAAGGAAAAAAUCGGAGGGAAGCGGGGGUGGGGGUGGGGGGAACCGGCAGCGCGGACCUGAGCAGAUUCCGCCUCUUCUCACCAUCACCCCCCGGCCCGGCCCCCCCCCCCCCCACCCCGCGGGGAAGCUGGAGCAGGGAGGCACCGACAGUCUCCUCCCGCAUGUCCAGGGCGAGACCCGACCCCCCCCCACCCCGCCCCCGCCAACAUUUUUUUUUUUUUUUUUUUUUGCCAACGUCUAUCUCAACGCGCGCGCACUUACGGAGAUUGUGCGGCUUUUUCCCACUUGGGAGAAAAAACGAGGAGAGUAAAAGAGAGGGCAAAGAGAGGACUCCUCCUCAGCGGGCUCUGCACUCUGUGUUGCAGCCGGGCGCGGGGACGCGGCCGCCACCCGCCCGCUUUCUUCCGGCCCUGCGGCUGGUGCCAGUGGGAGAGCGAGCUAGAGCACCCGCACCGUUGCGAGACUUUUCGGCGCUCGAACGGACACCGCCACCGCCGCAGUAGUAAGAAGAGCCAGGGGCGAGAAGAGCACUGCCAGUGCUUCGCCUUUCUCUCACGGCGCCCCGCGACCCACCGGCCCGCGCAGGCAGGCACAGAGAGGGAGGGCGAAGCGAGGAGGCGGGCGGAGCAGAGGCCGGGCGAAGCGCGCAGCGGCCGGCCCGCCCGCCGGUGGAUGGAUGCGGCGCCCCGCGAGCCUCGAAACAACUUUGCCGUGUGACGCGCCGGGAGGACUGCAGGGCCCGCGGCCGGGGGUUCCGCGUCGCCUCUGAGCGGAUCCGCGCUCCCUGCACUGCGUUCGCUCCGCUCCGCCGCCCGCGGCGAGGACGACCCGCCCGCGGCCGCCACCCAAGGCUCUGCCUCCGUGCGAAGCGGCGCUCAGGUGCGAGUGUGGGGCCCCCGCCGCAGAGCCCGCCGCAGCGCCUCGCCGAGCCGCGCCCGGCUGCACUCCGGGGGCUUUAGCGCCUUCGCUUCCGUCUCGGCCAAGUUGCGUCGACCGGCCCUUUCGCCACCUUCCCCUCCCGGCAGCCAAGCCGCCGCCGCCUCCGCUUUCGCUUCAUCCGAGCGGGGACUGCGGGGCCCCGACGCGGAGAAGAUGGGGAGAAGGCUGCAGAUACUCAGGCGCCCCGAGACGCCCGGACAGCAGUGACCCUCCAGCUCCCGCCUCGCCCCACUUGCCUCUCCGGCCCCCGCGGCCCUCGGCGCCCCUUCCCCUCGGAGCAGAAACCCCGCAGCCCCGCCGGCCCCCUCCCUCUGUGAGCCGGCGGCGGCGGCCCUCCCGGCAGGCGGGCGGAGGCCCGGGCGGGCGGGGGCGGGGAGGGGCGGCGCGCCCAGAGCCCGGAGCCCGGCCCUGCGCUCCGCUCGGCUCGCCUCGCGGCGGGCGCCCUCGUCGCCAGCGGCGCACCAUGGACGGGCUGCCCGGUCGGGCGCUGAGGGCCGCCUGCCUUUUGCUGUUGGCAGCCGGCUGGCUGGGGCCGGAGGCUUGGGGCUCGCCCACGCCCCCGCCAUCCCCCGCCGCGCCGCCGCCGCCCCCGCCGCCCGGAGCUCCAGGCGACUCGCAGGACACCUGCACGUCGUGCGGUGGCUUCCGGCGGCCGGAGGAGCUGGGCCGGGUGGACGGCGACUUCCUGGAGGCGGUGAAGCGGCACAUCUUGAGCCGCCUGCAGAUGCGAGGCCGGCCCAACAUCACCCACGCUGUGCCCAAGGCCGCCAUGGUCACGGCUCUGCGAAAGCUGCACGCUGGCAAGGUGCGCGAGGACGGCCGUGUGGAGAUCCCGCACCUCGACGGCCAUGCCAGCCCGGGCGCCGACGGCCAGGAUCGCAUCUCUGAGAUCAUCAGCUUUGCUGAGACAGAUGGCCUCGCCUCCUCCCGUGUCCGCCUCUACUUUUUCAUCUCCAAUGAAGGCAACCAGAACCUGUUUGUGGUACAGGCCAGCCUGUGGCUUUACCUGAAGCUGCUGCCUUAUGUUCUGGAGAAGGGCAGUCGGCGGAAGGUUCGGGUCAAGGUGUACUACCAGGAGCAGGGGCAUGGAGAUCGGUGGAAUGUAGUAGAGAAGAAGGUGGACCUCAAACGCAGUGGCUGGCACACGUUCCCACUCACAGAGGCCAUCCAGGCUUUGUUUGAGCGGGGGGAGAGGCGACUCAACCUGGACGUGCAGUGUGACAGCUGCCAGGAGCUGGCUGUGGUGCCCGUGUUCGUGGACCCUGGCGAGGAGUCGCACCGGCCCUUUGUGGUUGUGCAGGCGCGGCUGGGUGACAGUAGGCACCGCAUUCGCAAGCGGGGUCUGGAGUGUGAUGGCCGGACCAAUCUCUGUUGCAGGCAACAGUUCUUCAUUGACUUCCGCCUCAUCGGCUGGAACGACUGGAUCAUCGCACCCACCGGCUACUAUGGGAACUACUGUGAGGGCAGCUGCCCGGCUUACCUAGCAGGGGUCCCAGGCUCAGCCUCUUCCUUUCACACAGCUGUGGUGAAUCAGUACCGCAUGCGGGGGCUGAAUCCUGGCACGGUGAACUCCUGCUGCAUCCCCACUAAGCUGAGCACCAUGUCCAUGCUUUACUUUGAUGACGAGUACAACAUUGUCAAGCGGGACGUGCCCAACAUGAUUGUGGAGGAAUGUGGCUGUGCCUGAUGCAGCAGGGCUGUGGUGGUGGGGUGUCAGGACAGUCCUGGAUGGGCUUUCUUUGCAGCCCCUGUGGGAAGUGGGUGUGUGGCGGGCUGAGUGCUGUUGUUCAUUUGGGCUGCCCAGAAGGUGCCAGGGUGAAGCCUGAAAUAUUUUUCUACUACUUUAUCCAGCAAUCAGUCAAAAGCAGAGCAAGAACCCUCAACUGACAUGAAAUACUUUAAAAUGCACACGUAGACACGCACAGCCAGACGCAUCCUGCCACCCACACAGCAGCCUCCAGGAUACCAGCAAAUGGAUGCAGUGACAAAUGGCAGCUUAGCUACAAAUGCCUGUCAGUUGGAGAGAAUGGGGUGAGCAGCCACCAUUCCCACCAGCUGGCCUGGCCACUCUGAAUCACGCCUUCGGAGCACACAUAAAAGCACAAAGACAGACAAACACACAGAGUGAGCGUGCACCGGAGCCACUGAGAGGAAAGCAGAUGUGGGGGUGGGGAAUGUGUGGGCAGGCUGAGGGCUGUGUGGUGCCCUUUGCUUGUGCAAGGCCUGCUGUGCUUCAGCAUCUCCUCGCUCAAACCUGUCGGCAUCUUCCCCUGCCUGGAUCCUUUGUGCUGUGGGACCAGGGGAGCCUGUCCUUUCUCUCCCAGAGAGGGAAGGCGUCCAUAAAGUGCACGACCUGCCAGAGUCUGUGGAGCAGUGGCAGUGACCCUUUGACUGUGGCUUUGGCCCUUGGCGUGACUUAUAUGUGUGUUUGUUUUUGGAGUGGGGAGGGAGGGAGAGAAGAAGGGUCUUAAUUUGAUGCUUUAACUGAUUGCUAGCAGUUGACAGGUUAUUCAUUCCAGUUGCAUUAAUUGAAAAGGGACUUUUCUACCAGGUAGGACUUUGUAAGUUAAAAUCUGGAUUGUUUUAAAUGGAAAGAAGAAAAAGUUGCAAUCUGUUUCCUCUAGGACUGGUUGGAGAGGAGUGGAAAUGACCCCUGGGGCAAAGGGACGAUGAGCCCAGAGGAGGAAAUGGUGGGGUGGAGGCUUUCUGGAAAUUCUGGGUGGUAGGGGGAGACAGGGUGCCCCUUCAGCAGGGGGCAAGGGAGAGGGAGCAGCUUAGCUGCUCUUGGAGAGAUGGGGAAGGCUUUUGGCUGCUUUCCAGAAGUUGCCAGGGCAUGUGGGCCCUAGUCCCCAGGGCUGACCAUGGACCUGGUCCCCAUCCGCUCGCCCGCCCACCCGCCAGCCAGCCCCUCCUAGCACUUGCAGACCUGCCCGAACGCACAUGAUAUAGCACUUGCCCAUCUGCGUGUGUCAGAAGUGGCUAUUGGCAGAGCAUUGAACUUGCUCACCCUGAGGUGUCCAAGUGCCAUGUGAACUAUGCAAUUUAAAGGGUUGACCCACACUAGACAAAACUGGACUUGUACGACUCUUUUUAUAUUUUUAUACUUGAAGUGAAAUCCUUUGCUUCUUUUUAAAGCGAAUGAUUGCUUUUAAUGUUUGCACUGAUUUAGUUGCAUGAUUAGUCAGAAACUGCCAUUUGAAAAAAGAAGUUAUUUUUAUAGCAGCAAAAAAAAUACAGUUAAAUGUAUUAUACAUAAUUUUGGAACCAAAGAGGCCAAUGGAUCAGUUUUAAUUUUUAUUAGAUGGUGAGGCCAUCUUAUAUGAGGUAGACGCUCUGAACAAUCCCUUGAGUGGCCUGCCAGUGUUUCAGGGUAUAAAUGGAUUUUCUUUAUUCAGUUUGAUGAGUCUUUUCUAUUCUCACACACCCAGACGGUAGAGUAAAAAUGACUGGUAGAAUGCAGGUGUGUAUCCUUCAAUCCCCAUGUUUGUGUUUAUUUAAUAAAGCUCCCUUUAGGUUCUGUUUCAUAAUAAUUUAAAACCAAACGAUUUUCCCAUAGACUUGCUGUUAAAGUAUUUUACAUUUGUGUACAGUUUAAGAAAAUAAAAGAUUGAGUGUCACAGGC
Phyllostomus discolor (pale spear-nosed bat) is the source of this 4575-nucleotide messenger RNA. It is a transcript of the gene INHBB, whose product is annotated as inhibin subunit beta B. The transcript is spliced from 2 exons. Gene Ontology annotation, biological process: SMAD protein signal transduction; BMP signaling pathway. Bases 1417 to 2640 code for a protein of 407 amino acids. Gene Ontology annotation, molecular function: growth factor activity; cytokine activity. The record is from RefSeq and is a predicted model, not a curated record. Lineage: Eukaryota; Metazoa; Chordata; Mammalia; Chiroptera; Phyllostomidae. Gene Ontology annotation, cellular component: extracellular region.